Messenger RNA from Mollisia scopiformis, 1320 nucleotides. RefSeq lists its product as uncharacterized. The record is from RefSeq and is a predicted model, not a curated record. Gene Ontology annotation, biological process: regulation of DNA-templated transcription. NCBI's taxonomy places the organism in Eukaryota, Fungi, Ascomycota, Leotiomycetes, Helotiales, Mollisiaceae. The coding region runs from base 1 to 1320 and encodes 439 amino acids. The transcript has 3 exons.
AUGUCCUUGGUCUCAUCCCAGCAUCAUCUCUUCAACUCCAACUCAUUACUUUCAAGCACCGAAGUCGAACUCCACGACAACACCCCCGACAAUACUGAAGCUACAUUGAGUACGCUUCUCGGGGCCUUCGCAGAUACUCAGCAUCCUUCUAUGGACAGGAGUGUCACCGAGUACACGCAGUCAGGUAUUCAUUCACCAUAUUCUCACGCGUUCAACGACGCUCAAUCUGAAGAAACCACCGCAGAUCACGCGUCUGCUGCGCAAUACACUCCUCAACAGGACGUGCGAAACAACAACUACUCGACUUCUGCCACCCCGACUUCCGAGUACGGUGUUUAUCCUGCUUCGGCGCGCUCAGGUUCUUUCCCAGAACAUAUUCAACGCCAGUACCAUCCAGCCAGCAACCAUAGUGGUAGCAGCGGAGGUAUGGCUCAACCAACAAGUCCGUCAAUGCCUUUGCAAGAUGGUCGCCCAAACCAUCCAUCAAACAUCAAGUCUGACCAGGAUGUACCUAUAGAUCCCUCAAUUGCUACCUCCAGCCCGACCUAUCCUGCCCACGGCGGCGGUCAAUACUCGCCCUACCCUCCUCAACAGGACAUGCAACACGGCUAUCCUUCCCAUGCCGGCGGCGCCAUGUAUGCCCAACCUCGACCCGACUGGUCUGGCUACGCCGGUCAACCUCAACAUGCCAUGCAGCACGGAUACCCAGUCACCGGCGCACAAACCCCAACUUCUGCAGCUCCUGCUGGCGCGCGUCCAGGUCAAGUCUACUCCUUCGUCCCAAUCCCUGGUGCUCAACAACACAAGCGACCCCGCCGACGAUAUGAAGAAAUCGAGCGUAUGUACAAGUGCGGAUGGCAAGGCUGUGAGAAGGCUUAUGGUACCCUUAACCACCUGAACGCCCACGUUACUAUGCAGUCUCACGGCUCAAAGCGUACUCCCGAGGAAUUCAAGGAAAUCCGAAAGGAGUGGAAGGCUCGCAAGAAGGAGGAGGAGAACCAACGCAAGGCAGAUGAAGAGCGUGCGCGUGCUGCUGCUGUCCCUGCCGAUGGUCAAGGAGAGAAUGCUCCACCUGGUGGUUAUCCACAGCCCGGUCGCUCUGUCCAAUUGCCACCGAUCGGCUACCAACCCGGCGCCCAAGUCCCUGGUCAAUACCAAGCUCCUCCUGCUGGUAGUGUUCAACAGCUCCAGGAGUAUGGCAGCAAUCACUUGCAGUACGGAGGCUACCCAGCUUCGCCAUACGGUGCACCGAACCAACAACACAUGUAUAGCCAACGUCAUUACACCCUCGCCUCCGUCCCUUCAUUGACUUUCUGCUAA